Molecule: messenger RNA, 637 nt
Organism: Dendronephthya gigantea
Lineage: Eukaryota; Metazoa; Cnidaria; Anthozoa; Malacalcyonacea; Nephtheidae
Product: 60S ribosomal protein L17-like
Exons: 4
Coding region: 32-592 (186 amino acids)
Biological process (GO): cytoplasmic translation
Cellular component (GO): ribosome; cytosolic large ribosomal subunit
Molecular function (GO): structural constituent of ribosome
Source: RefSeq, a predicted model, not a curated record
AGGUGUGAUCCCUUUUUUAUUACCAUUUCAGAUGGGUCGAUAUUCGACAGAACCGGAAAAUCCUACCAAGUCGUGCAAAGCACGGGGUUCAAACCUCCGAGUGCACUUCAAAAACACCCGGGAGGCAGCUCAAGCCAUCAAGCAUAUGCAUAUCCGAAAGGCGAACCGAUAUCUCAAAGAUGUGAUUGCUAAAAAACAAAUUGUCCCUUUCAGAAGAUUCAAAGGUGGUGUUGGACGAAAGGCUCAGGCAAAGAAUUUCAAUGUACCAGGCUCACAAGGUCGUUGGCCAAAAAAGAGUGCUGAGAUCUUACUGCAACUUUUGAAAAAUGCGGAAAGCAAUGCAGAGUUAAAGGGCUUAGAUGUGGACGCAUUGGUAGUUGAACAUAUACAGGUUAAUGAAGCUGCCAAGAUGAGGCGUAGAACAUACAGGGCCCAUGGUCGAAUUAAUCCCUACAUGAGUUCACCAUGCCAUGUUGAGAUGAUCCUUGCCGAGAAAGGACAAGUUGUUCAGAAAGCUGAAGAUGAGAUGGAAAUUAAGAAAGUAUCGAAAAAGAAAGAAAAGAGGGAGAAAAUGAAAUCUCGUGAUAUGUAAAUUUUUUCCCAAUGUUCAAUAAAAUCUUGUUCGAAUUCCUGUUCA